Molecule: messenger RNA, 763 nt
Organism: Quercus lobata
Lineage: Eukaryota; Viridiplantae; Streptophyta; Magnoliopsida; Fagales; Fagaceae
Product: ethylene-responsive transcription factor 13-like
Exons: 1
Coding region: 53-763 (236 amino acids)
Biological process (GO): regulation of DNA-templated transcription; ethylene-activated signaling pathway
Molecular function (GO): DNA binding; DNA-binding transcription factor activity
Source: RefSeq, a predicted model, not a curated record
AAAAAAGAAAAAGCCUUUCCGAUUAUAGUAGUAGUAUAUACCGUUUACAUUAAUGGACUCAGACUUGGCUGUCCUCGAAUCGAUUCGACAGUACCUCCUAGGCGAAUCCGAAACUUUCGACGAUGUUGAGGUGUCCCUCGGCAACGUUUUUAAGUCGGAGACUACGAACUACUGGGACUCAUCGCUGUUGAAGGUGGAGGACAACAACGUUAACUUCGGAUGGGUUCCGUCGAACGAAGUCGUCGACGACCCAGUUAAAGCGAAGCCACGAGAAACGAAUAAUAAAGAAGCUGUGGCGGUGGCGCGUGAGGCGCACGCGCCGCAUUACAGGGGCGUGAGGAGGAGGCCGUGGGGGACGUACGCGGCGGAGAUAAGGGACCCAAAGAAGAAUGGCUCGAGAGUGUGGCUCGGGACUUACGAGAAGCCCGAGGACGCAGCUUUGGCUUAUGACCGAGCUGCUUUUAAAAUGCGUGGCUGUAAGGCUAAGCUUAAUUUCCCACACUUGAUUGGCUCGAAUAUGGCGGAGCCGCCGGUGAGAGUCACCCAAAAACGCCGCUGGCCUGAACCGUCAUCCCCGUCGGAUAACGGCUCGGCUAAGUCGAAGAGGAGUAGAAGCCGGAGUGGCUCAGUGGUUCAAGCUGAGUCGAGUAAUGGAAGUAGUAGUGCAAUAGAGGAGGUUUCAAGUGAGGCUAUAGACACUUGGUACUCAUCGGCUAAUGAAUCAUUUACGAUGUGGACUUUGGAUUACCCAAAGUUAUUAUGA